AUGAGUCGUCGAGAUGAAAAAAAUUCUGAUAAUGGUUUUGAAGCAUGGGGUGGUUAUAUGCAAGCUAAAAUCUCAAAACUGGAAGAGCAAUUUUCCUCCAAAGCUUCAAAAGAAAAUCAUGUUUCGGAUAUAUUUAAGGGUAUUAGUAUCUUUGUCAAUGGUUACACAGUACCUACAGCUGAUGAACUAAAAGAUUUAAUGGCUCAACAUGGUGGUGUUUAUCAUACAUAUCAACGACAUGAAGACAUUGUUAUUGCUUCAAAUUUACCAGAUACAAAAGUAAAGAAUAUGUCCCUAACAAAUAUUGUAAAACCUGAAUGGAUAACUGAGAGCAUAGCAUCUAAUCAGCUGCUGGAUUAUAAAGAUUUUUUACUUUAUUCUAACAAACAUUCCCAGCCUAAGUUAAAAUUUCAAAAAAUGAGCAUUGAUAAAAAAAAUAAGAAAGAAUUAUCAACUGAUAGUUGGGUUGAACCAAUUAAUAAUGUAGAUAUUGAAAGACCUCUUCUAGAUUCUAGUUAUGUUAUUGUGGAUUCUACAAAUUCUUUGAAAGAUAUUAAAAAUACAGACACUAAAACGGCUGUGGAUCCAAAUUUUAUAUCUGAAUUCUAUAGUAAUUCAAGGUUACACCAUAUAUCUCAACUUGGUGCAUGUUUUAAGCAAUACAUCAAUGAUUUGAGGGAAAAAAGCAAUUUUAUAUUUGCUGCACAUAUAAAUUUAAGAGAUAGAAUAAAAUCAUAUAAUCAACAUAGCAGUUUUUUCAUGAAUUUUGAAUAUAAUAAAAUAAUUAUGCACAUUGAUAUGGAUUGUUUUUUUGUAUCUGUUGGUUUGAGGAAACAUCCUGAAUUAAAAGGCAAACCUGUAGCUGUUACUCACUCAAAAGGUGGCCUAAGUCAAAGAAAGAGAUCAGGAGUUAAUAGAUCUGUAGAGUUUGAGCUCUAUAGGCAAAAACAAGCUGGAAAACUGAUAAAAGCUGGUGUUGCUAUUAAUGAUAUUGAAAUUUCUACACGAAUAGAUAAUAUUGGUGAUGAAGGUAACAAAUUUGGUUCAAUGAGUGAAAUAGCUUCGUGUUCUUACGAAGCAAGAGCAAAAGGCAUCUGUAAUGGAAUGUUCAUGGGAGCUGCUUUAAGACUGUGUCCAGAGUUGCAAACUAUCCCAUAUGACUUUGAAGGUUACAAAGAAGUAGCUUAUACACUUUAUAACACAAUUGCUCAAUAUACACUAGACAUUGAAGCUGUGUCAUGUGAUGAAAUGUAUGUGCAUUGUACAGAUCUCCUAAAAAAUCUUAAUGUCAGUCCUGAAGAUUUUGCAACAGUAAUAAGAGAGGAGAUUAGAGAAAAAACUGGAUGUCCAUGUUCUACAGGUUUUGGAGGGAAUCGACUUCAGGCCAGAUUGGCAACGAAGCAGGCCAAACCAAAUGGUCAAUUCUUUUUAACUGCAAAUCUUAUUGAAGAUUUUAUGUUCGACAUCAAUCUCAAGGACUUACCAGGUGUUGGUAGACAAACAUCUCAAAAAUUAGAAUCACUGGGUCAUCAAACAUGUGGAUCACUACAAUCAUUAACUUUGGCAUCUUUACAACAACAUUUAGGUAAUAAGACUGGAGCACAGCUCUUUGAUCAGUGUCGAGGGCGUGAUCGAAACCCAUUGACAUACCAUACAGUCAGAAAGUCAGUUUCUGCUGAAGUCAACUAUGGUAUCCGUUUUGAAACAAAUGAUCAAUGCUUUCAUUUUCUGAAUCAGCUUUCAGUAGAAGUUCAGUCCAGAAUGCAACAGUUUAAAGUAAAAGGAAAGUGCAUUACAUUAAAAUUAAUGGUGAGAGCAGAAGAAGCACCAGUUGAAACAGCAAAGUUUUUAGGACAUGGUUUUUGUGAUGUCAUAAAUAAGUCUGUUUCAUUGCUUGAAGCAACUAAUGACUCUCAAAUAAUACUUCAAGAAGUAAUAUCACUUUGCAAAAAGCUCAAUAUAGAUCCAAAAGAAAUGCGAGGUAUUGGAAUACAAGUAACAAAACUAGAACAAUUAAAUGACAAACUACAAAAAUCUAAAGGUGCCAUAAGUAAAUUUUUAAGCAAUGUAACAAAAGAUGAAAGACAAGAUAAACCUAAUUUGUGUAUGAAAAAUGAACCAGUUUCCCCUAAAAGGCCCCUGUUGUCACCUAGAAAAAAAUCACCUAUACUUGGACCUAGUAGAUCACCUAGUAAACGAAGAGGAAGACCACCAAAAAACUCAAAAUUGAGUACAUCUAAAAAUCUUAUGGACAAGUUCUUGCAGUGUCCAGCAAUUAAAAAUGAAUUUAAAAGUCCAAUCAAGAAUAAGUUUAAAGAUGUUGAGGAACCAAAGAAGAAUAUUGAAAAUAUAGAAACAAAAAGAAUAGUUAAAUCUGGAUUACUGGGGUUAUCAUGGAAACAAGUCCGUGAAUUACUUAGGGCUUGGUUUGAUAGUGGACAGCCACCAAAGCAGUGUGAUGUAAAUAUGAUCAUUUCAUAUAUGGAAGAUAUGAUCUGCAAUAAAAAUAUAGAUAAGUUAUAUAUUUUAAUAAACUUUUUUAGAAGAAGAAUACAAGAGAUUAAUAAUGAAAUAUGGAAUGAAGUUCUAAAUUAUGUUUUAGAACAAGUUCAGAGUGCCAUGAUGGCUGUGUAUAAUAAAAGGUUAUAUUUUGAAGAUUGA
Messenger RNA from Pieris macdunnoughi, 2661 nucleotides. Lineage: Eukaryota; Metazoa; Arthropoda; Insecta; Lepidoptera; Pieridae. The record is from the annotation of a GenBank genome assembly.